AUGCAUGAAGCUUCAACAAAAUCUAAGAACGACGCCUCCCCACCUGAUGCGGUCAAAGCGCAGCUCGCUUCACGGCUGGAGCAGCAGCCAAGCUGUUCUCGACAGAACCUUAGCCAAUCAAUCGAAUUAAAUGAGCAAUCAAACGAACGACCAUUGCCAAUAAAAUGUUUGUCUAAAAAAUCACUGGAAACAGUAAAGGAGCGUACGCAGCGGAAGAAAGUUGAAGGAAAGACAUCGGGCGAUUCUAAUGUGCGUGCGGAUGAGCAUAAGUUAGCUCUCCUUCAACUCGAUGCAGAGAGAUGUAGAUCAAAUAGAUGGCGAGAAACCGAACGCCAAAGAGCAGAACGCCUUGCUAAGGUAGCGGAAAGAGCCAGAAAAAGAAGAUCAACGGAAACAGAUGAGGAGCGUAUGCUGCGUUUACGGAAAUUUGCAGAGAGGAAAAGACAACGUGCACAUGAAGGCCUAGAGAAUGAAAUUUCCGAAGGUGUCAAACGUAACUCCACUUUGAGUUCGGAGCGCUUGGAAAAUAGAAUUACGGUUGAUCCAGAACAUUCAAGGGCACUUACACUUACGCCUUCAGAAACAACAGUUGCAAGUAUUACAGAUGAGGCUGAGAUAGAUUUAUCGCAACAACGCAGCGAAUAUGGUUCCACAACAUCACCUCUCAUGCAAAAUGUAACAGCAAAUGGGCACUUGAGCGAGACCCAAAGAUCUACAGUUGAGCAUGAGGAAGGCUGUCUAAAUGAAAAUGCCUCUGUGAUCUAUGCUCCUAUGAUUGCUCCGCCUGAGUUUGUUGCUGUAUCUUCAAAAGAUUCAGAAACUCCGCUGUUGAUUGGAAAUGACGAGAAUACAUCACUCUAUCCCUACUCUGCCACGGAAGCAAGCGCGAUCACCAACGAGAAUAACCUACUCACGUAUCGGAGGAAUCACAACGAAGAGGAACGAGGAGACAAUGUACCUGUGAAUCAGGCUCAACGUAACACGCCAAGGACGCCUACACCAAAUCCAGUGACCACUACUCUGUUACCACCCUAUUCUCCCCCAGUCAGCUCUCCGACGAUACCUCCUCCUCCUACAAUACCACCUUUUCCAUAUACGACCAGUCAGUCUCCCUAUACUGGACCUUCUAUAUCUUCUCCGAUAACUACUCCUAGUUAUCCGUCUCCGCCUUACUCUCCUCCUUCGCCAACAACUGCUCCUUCUAGUUUGCCUCCUUGUUCUGCACCACCUUAUUCUCCAUCCUCGCCUAUUCAGACCUCAUUACCAUACUCACCUCCAGUAACUACUCUUGGUUACACUACAGGGCAACCUCCUUACACAUCACCGCCGUAUGCUUCGUCCAGUAUACCUCCUUACACUUCACUCGCUCCAGGAGGGACUUCUACUCCUUACACCUUACCACCGUAUUCAUCUCCGGUAACUUCAACGCCUUAUACUUUACCACCGUACUCGCCCCCGAUCACUACUCCUCCAUAUAUUUCGUCUUCUCCCUAUUCACCUCCAGUUACUACUCCACCGUAUACUUUACCCUCUUCCACCACUAGACCGACACCUCCGACUACACCGCCUUACAUACCUCCUUCCACCACUAGACCAACGCCCCCAACCACUCCGCCUUACGUACCUCCUUCCACUACUAGACCGACACCUCCGACCACACCGCCUUACACUUCACCCGUAACAGUACGUCCGACUACCAGGCCAUCGUCAAGCUCAACACCAGCUUACUAUCCUCCCACCAAUGAAGAAUUGCAGAAUGUCUGCAGAAGCUGCUCCUCUGAGCUGGAAGCGCUUGCCGAGCGUGGACCGGAUUCUUACACGAACGGAUUGAUGAGGCAAAUGUCCAACGCUCUGGACUCGCUUCGUGACAAGAGGUACGAUGCUCGGACAUUGGAAGAAUUAUCUCCAACCGUCAACAGAUUGAGAACAGCGACUUCAACGACCAGAAACUGCCGACAGAGAAAUGUGUCCACUAGAGAUCUGAUAGUCUUCAGCGCAAACGUUCUUCCGUGGACCCUCGGAAUCGGCAAUCUGAAUCCAUCAACGCAGCGUGUUCAGAAUCUGUUCAACACAGCCAGCCUAUUUCUUGAACAAUAUUGCUGA
This is a messenger RNA of Cylicocyclus nassatus, 2103 nucleotides long. NCBI's taxonomy places the organism in Eukaryota, Metazoa, Nematoda, Chromadorea, Rhabditida, Strongylidae. The record is from the annotation of a GenBank genome assembly.